Molecule: messenger RNA, 966 nt
Organism: Astyanax mexicanus (Mexican tetra)
Lineage: Eukaryota; Metazoa; Chordata; Actinopteri; Characiformes; Acestrorhamphidae
Gene: nudcd2
Product: NudC domain containing 2
Exons: 4
Coding region: 243-716 (157 amino acids)
Biological process (GO): protein folding
Cellular component (GO): cytoplasm
Source: RefSeq, a predicted model, not a curated record
AUCAGAAUCAGAGAGAGAGAGAGCUGCUAAUAGAAACUGCAGGAAUGUAGGAGAAGAUUGAGAGAUCAGUUCAGUUCAGUAUCAGCGUUCCUCUGCUGUUAUUCUUCAGCUGUAGGUCUCCUCUGCUUUUUUAUUAGAUCAGAUCAGAGCUGGUUACACUACAGCACAGGGUUCAGUCUGUUAGCCCGGCCAGGCUGCAGUAACUAUAACACUAGCCCAGCUAACUACAGUAAUAACACAGCAUGUCGGUGCAUUUCGAGGAGAGGAGCGGGGUCAUCCCCUGUAAAACCCCCUGGGGCUCCUGGUAUCAGACCAUGGAGGAGAUCUUCAUCGAGAUAAAUGUCCCUCCUGGAACAUCCAGUAAAGAAAUCAGGUGUAAACUGGGGAGCAGAGAGGUGGAGCUGAGUGUGAGAGGACAGGAGAUAUUUAAGGGAAAGCUGUUUGGAACAACAGUGGGAGACGAGGCGACGUGGACAUUAGAAGACAAAAAGCUGAUCAGGAUAGUUCUGAUGAAGACGAACCGGGAGGCUGGAAACUGCUGGGCUUCGCUGCUAGAGGGCCAGUACGCUGCAGAUCCAUGGGUGCAGGACCAGAUGCAGAGAAAACUCACACUAGAGAGGUUCCAGAGAGAGAAUCCAGGAUUUGACUUCAGUGGUGCAGAAAUCUCUGGAAACUUCCAUGGUGGUGGACCAGAUUUCUCCAGUUUGCAGAAAUAAAGCUGCAGUGAUCCAGAAGAGCAUGAGGACUUUAAACUGACAGACAUUUUGUGGGUUGUUUUUUGUUCAGUGGGGACAACUUGUUUUUCUUCCUCCCAUUCUUGAACUAACUAACGACUAACUCACAAGAAGCCUUUGAGUCAGAGUUGUUUCUUUAGGUUUACAGAUGCCAUUAUUUUUCAGCGAGAUGCUGUAAUGCCAUAGUUUGAACUGUGGACAUAAUUUGUAAUAAAUCAUUUGUUCAGGUUAA